ACUGCACGUAGAAUACAUUUGACCACUACCAGCUUUGGAGGAAGACUACAUUUGAUAUUGUCGGUUUGUAUGAUGGAGAGUCAUAUAAUGGUUAUUUCGGGAUUAGGGUCCGGGACUGUGCAGCAGGACGACUUGGUGGAGCUUCUGAAAUCGGAAGAGCUGGAGUUCGUGCACAUGGAAAUGGAAUCGGAGGAGCGAGCUACUGUCGAGUUCAUGGACUCUCAGCAAGGAGAUGAAGCUAUCAAGAAAUUGAAUGGAUAUGACCUGAUGGGACAAACACUGGUUGCAUGCUGGUCGAACGACGCUUCGGAGGAGAACGUUAAAAGCGAUACACGAGAAGCCGAUGUAGAAGAGGCCGCAACUCCUAUGGACGCCGACGAGCCACGGGAGGAGAACGGACAGGAGAGUGGCAAGGAGAGUAAAGCUGCUGGUGGAUCGCCCAACAUCACUGCACGUUCAAGCGAUGACUGGCGCGAACGCAGUGGUCGUUCAGACUGGAAAGCAGAUAGUACUGGUGACCAGGGUAAUUUUGAGCGCGAGGCAAGAAAAGAGGAUGGUGAUGAAAGAAGGGACAGUCGUGAUGACAGACGAGGUGUUGACGAUCGUAGGGGAGGUGGCAGGGACCAACGUUGUUACAAUUGCGAUGGUAUAGGUCACAUAUCCCGAGAAUGCACCGGACCACGUAGAGAAGGAGCGGGAGGUGGUGGAAGUGGCAAUUGUUAUAACUGUGGUAAAUCAGGCCAUAUAUCUCGCGACUGUGUAGAACCUCGUGACCCCAAUUCGAGUCGUCAGGAUGAUAGGAUGUGCUAUAACUGUAAUCAAUCUGGACAUAUUUCUAGGGAGUGUCCUAAAGGCGGCGGUGGCGGAGGAGGAGGUCGUGCCUGUUAUAAUUGCAAUCGUACCGGGCAUAUAUCACGGGACUGCCCGGAGGGACGUGGUGGAGGUGGAGGUGGCAAAGGGUAUGGCGGGGGCGGAGGGAACGGCGGAGCAGGAGGUAGUGAUCAGCGCUGCUACAACUGUAACCGCACAGGCCAUAUCUCUAGAGAGUGCCCAGAGGGUCCACGUCCACGCGGUGCAUGCUAUAACUGUGGUAGCGAAGGUCACAUAUCUCGUGACUGCGAGGCGAGCAAUGGAGGCGGUCGAGGAAUGGGUAGCAUUAGUGGUGCAAGAGGUCGCAGCCGUAGCCCCCGACGACGUGAUGACGACCGACGUGGCGGCGGUGACAGAUAUGACGUCCGGGAUGAUAGAUAUAAUUCUCGUGGUGGCGGUGGUGAUAGAUACGACUCUCGCGGUGGUGGCGGGGACAGGUACGAUUCCCGCGGCGGCGGUGGCGAGAGAUACGAUUCUCGUGGUGGCGGCGAUAGGUACGACUCGCGCGGCGGUGGAGACAGGUAUGAAACUUCUCGUGCUGGAAGCGAUCGACGGGGCGGUGAGCGAUUCGAUGAUAGACGGGGCGGUGGUGGUGGCAUUUACGAGAGCGGUAGGGGCGGUAGUGGUAGAUCCGACGGUCGAAGAGACGCCGGGCGACGCUAUGAAAGCCAAGUGCAAUCUGAUCUACGCUAUGCGUCUUAUGGCGUUGGUCGUGCUGCUGAUCGAGAAAAAGGGCGCGGCGGUGUUGGUAGAGGGGGCUACGAUGAUGCAGAUUAUGGCCACCCGGCUGAGGAUCCCAGAAGGGACAGCGGUUGGAAUGUGGGUGUAAGUGGUGGUGUAAGAAUGGAUGAUCGUUUGGGUGAGAGAUAUGGGGGGCUGAUUGACGAUGCCAGAAGGUAUCGUAGAGACGGAAGGUCACGUGGUUUUUCUCCAGAACCUGUUCGCGAUAUGGGUAGAGCGGCCGGAGGUGAGUGGGAUCGUUCGAGGAGGGCGGCUAGUGGAGGUAAUAGCAUGGGGGGAGUCGGUGUACGGGAUUCAUACGAUGAUCGCGGACGCGAUAGUACGCGAGAGGAGAAGGACCACUUCAGGAGUACCCAUCUAAGUGACAGCGCACGACGAACAAGUCAUGGCGUAGGGAGUUCGCGAUAUGUUGAUGAUAGGAGUGAAGAAUACUCUGCUUUUGCGAGAGAUCCCUUGGUUACAGGUGAAGACAGAUACAGGAAUACAUCUGUGAUUGGUCCGCCCGGCAGAGACAGCUAUAACGUUCGCGGGGACGUCGGUGGAAGUACCAAAGCUGGUGCUGCUAAUAUUGGAAGUUCGUUAGAGUACGGUGGAAGUGGUAUGAUUGAUGAGCGAAAUACACAGCGUGAUAUGGGGAGGUCGGCAAGAGGAGCUGAAUAUAGCAGUAGAGGUAGAGUGGAUGAGUAUGAAAGUAGGGGGUCUCAAGGUCACAAUAGAUACGUGCACAUUUCGCGGAUGAUGUAGCACAGUCAUUUCGAUAAGGGGCUUUGCGACGUUCGCGCCAUGCUAGCCAAACAACGUUCCAAACAAUUUAAUGCUUCCAGAUAUGAAUAGUCAGAAUGAUACGUUAAUCCCUAUAAUACACUUUGAUUGCGCCGCGUCUGCC
Molecule: messenger RNA, 2497 nt
Organism: Sphaeroforma arctica JP610
Lineage: Eukaryota; Ichthyosporea; Ichthyophonida
Exons: 5
Coding region: 70-2355 (761 amino acids)
Biological process (GO): positive regulation of cytoplasmic translation
Cellular component (GO): cytoplasm
Molecular function (GO): mRNA binding; translation regulator activity; zinc ion binding
Source: RefSeq, a predicted model, not a curated record